Sordaria macrospora k-hell is the source of this 489-nucleotide messenger RNA. Its product is annotated as mitochondrial 54S ribosomal protein uL30m. Gene Ontology annotation, molecular function: structural constituent of ribosome. NCBI's taxonomy places the organism in Eukaryota, Fungi, Ascomycota, Sordariomycetes, Sordariales, Sordariaceae. The record is from RefSeq and is a predicted model, not a curated record. Gene Ontology annotation, cellular component: mitochondrion; large ribosomal subunit. Gene Ontology annotation, biological process: translation.
AUGUCAUUCUUCCGCAUAACCCUCCACCGCAGCGCCAUCGGCCUGCCCAAGCGCACCAACGGCGUCCUGGCCGCCCUCGGUCUCCGCCGCCGCAACCAAACCGUCUUCCACCCGGUGGAGCCUCAAUUCGCCGGCAUGCUGAUGAAAGUCAAGGAGCUGGUCAAGGUGGAAGAAGUGCCCGUACGCCUGACCAAGCGCGAGCUGAAGGACGAGCGCAAGUUCGACACCGGGUUCGUGGUGGAGAAGCAGGUGAGGCGGUUCGUUCCCGGCAGGGGCGUGGUGGAGGAGGUUGAUUUCACCCAGGUUGUUGAGACCCUGAAGGCGCAGAAGGUCGAGAACGUCGAGGGCGUGGAGAAGAUGGUUGUUGAGGGCGGUGGUGUUGUUGCGAGGGAUGGCAAGAGGGCGAAGGAUUUGGGUGUCAGGACGAGGGCUGAUUGGGAGCUUAUUGGCAAGACGAGGCACGCGGUACCUAAGGUUAAGGCUCUUUAA